Molecule: messenger RNA, 969 nt
Organism: Populus trichocarpa (black cottonwood)
Lineage: Eukaryota; Viridiplantae; Streptophyta; Magnoliopsida; Malpighiales; Salicaceae
Exons: 6
Coding region: 73-672 (199 amino acids)
Biological process (GO): RNA processing
Cellular component (GO): nuclear exosome (RNase complex); cytoplasm
Molecular function (GO): RNA binding
Source: RefSeq, a predicted model, not a curated record
AUGUCUCCUCAGCCACAAUCCACUGCCUCCCUUUUCUCUCAGUAAACCAAAAAAAAAAAAAAAAUAGCCGGAAUGCAAGAAGAAGGAGAGAUGGCGACACCAGGAGAAGUAUUAGGCAAAGCAACAGAACUAAAAGCAGGAAAAGGAGCCUACAUAGGAUCAUAUCGCGACACUGAUAUACAAUACGUCUUCUCUUCUCUCACUGGUCUCCGCCGCACUCUAUCUCCUUCUCCUGACUCUCCUGACCAGAGACCAACUGUUGAAGUAACUGGACACAAGGCACAUGGUGCUGUUCCGGAGCCUGGAUCUGUUGUUAUUGCCAGAGUUACUAAAGUGAUGGCAAAAACAGCUUCGGCUGAUAUUAUGUGUGUUGGUCCUAAGUCUGUGCAAGAGAAGUUUACUGGCAUAAUUAGACAACAAGAUGUAAGAGCAACUGAGAUUGACAAAGUGGAUAUGCAUUUAUCAUUUCGGCCUGGUGACAUCGUCAGAGCUCUUGUUCUAUCACUUGGAGAUGCACGAGCUUAUUAUCUUUCAACUGCGAAGAAUGAAUUAGGUGUUGUGUCUGCAGAGAGCGCAGCUGGUGCAACAAUGGUUCCCAUAAGUUGGACAGAGAUGCAAUGCCCAUUGACAGGCCAAAUUGAGCAAAGAAAAGUCGCCAAGGUUGGAAGUUGAAUACACUGAGUAAUCAAAUAGCGUUAAAUGUAACUUCUACUGAAUUUUUCUCAUAGAGGAAGUGCGAUUAGAAUUUGCAACUAGUGAGACAGCAGUGAUUUUUGUGUUUGGUUCAAGAUAUAUUGUUCUGGUUUAGGGAGUGCCCCAUCUGCCAAAUCACAUGGUGUGGUGUUGACAGUUAGAAGAAAAGACAAUUUGCCAGAUCUCCUUACGCCGAGCCAUUGUUAUCAAUGUAACAAUUCACCAAACCAGUCUUCAUUUUUCUUUUAUAUUAUGUUGCUCUAUGCUUUUGUUGUC